Vanessa atalanta (red admiral) is the source of this 1070-nucleotide messenger RNA. RefSeq names its product protein hairy (gene hry). Gene Ontology annotation, molecular function: DNA-binding transcription factor activity, RNA polymerase II-specific; RNA polymerase II cis-regulatory region sequence-specific DNA binding; protein dimerization activity. The transcript has 4 exons. Lineage: Eukaryota; Metazoa; Arthropoda; Insecta; Lepidoptera; Nymphalidae. The coding region runs from base 92 to 865 and encodes 257 amino acids. Gene Ontology annotation, cellular component: nucleus. The record is from RefSeq and is a predicted model, not a curated record. Gene Ontology annotation, biological process: regulation of neurogenesis; anterior/posterior pattern specification; regulation of transcription by RNA polymerase II.
GUCGUGCGACGGCUAGCGCGAGCGUUACACGCGUCAUAAGACGAUAUGCUGUGACAGUUCACACGAUUCGCGUGUUUAGUGAUUGUUCGUAAUGGUGACGGGCAUCGGUAGCCCCCAGCAAGGGGUGUCCAACGUGGCUAUGAGCCCAACAGGAAUGCAGGAGCAGAAGAAAACUGGAGAUAAUAGACGAAGUAAUAAACCUAUAAUGGAAAAGAGACGUCGGGCGCGCAUCAACAACUGCUUAAAUGAACUAAAAGCACUUACCCUUGACGCGAUGAAAAAAGAUCCGGCUCGCCAUUCAAAACUAGAAAAGGCAGACAUUUUAGAAAUGACGGUGAAAUAUUUGGAGGGUCUUCGUUCUGAAGGUGCUGGUUCACCGGAUAGAUUUAAGGCAGGCUAUAGGCACUGCUUAUCCGAAGUCGCUAAGUUUCCUGGUUUAGAUUCGGGAUUGAAAAAACGCCUUGUACGACAUCUCGAAGGAUGUGUGACUAAUCCCGGUACUAGGCCGUUUGCGGCGCCCACGCCCCCGUCGGAUAUAGAAGAUGCAGUUGUUCCUCCUCAACAUUCAACCAUAUUUAUUUCUGCUGGUCCCGGUUCUGGAGUUCGACUUGUUCCAACGAGGUUAUCAAACGGUGACAUUGCCCUCGUAUUACCAGCUGGAGUAAGUGCGAGUACCAUCGGCGCCGUUCCUACACUCGUACCACUUUCCCCACGAGAUGCCUCUUCAUCGUCAUCAGAACCUAGAUGUUACUCCCCAGCCAGCUCCGGUUGGGGAACACCUCCUCCCCCAUCAGAGGAACCCGCGCCCCUCGCAUUGGUUACUAGACGACAACCUCAAGAGGAAAAACCCUGGCGACCUUGGUGACAGUCCAUUCCCUGUUUAUUUAUAAUCUGUGAUAUUUGUUUGUAAUUGUAUGAUACAGAUUAUGUAUGAGUGAUAGAUUUAAAAAGUUCCUAUAUAAAUAAACUAUUUUAGAGAUUAUAUUUAGUUUUAGAUUGUUCGCUUGGUCAGUACUUGUUCUGUGUUAUAACACUAGGUUUUAUUAAGCGGUGUUUAAAUUAAUAAGCCA